AUGAAACAUUCUUAAUUAGUACACCUACUGUCCAAAUAACCUCAAUCUGUUGAUUAUUAAGGAGCUACUUAAAUGAGCACUCCUCGAGCCAAUUAGUAAUCAUAAUAAACAUUGAUAUUACCACAUAAAUUAACUACAUUGAGUACAGCUUACAGCAAGGAGUAAAGAUUAUUAACAGAGGGUAAUGAAGAUUUCGAAGUCUAAGUAAACUAAUUCAAUGUAAUAAGAAAAUAAAAGAUCUACAAAAUAGAUUGAUAUCUAGAUGUACUACGUUAGAAUUCCUUAUUUAAGUUAUUACAACACACAAAAAUGAAUUAAACAGUCUACCAACUAUCUAAAAAAUUGAAUAACUCUUACUUUCAAUUGUAAACACUAUUUAAAAUACAACCAAAAAUGAAAUCUAGUUAGGCUUUUUAAACAGAGAGUAAAAGAAAACUUCAAGUAUUCAAUUUUAUAAAUUUUAGUGUUUAAUAAGUAGGUAUUGAAAAAGGAGGUUGAAUUAUUUGAUAGGAAUAAGUCAUUACAAUAAGAAAUGGAGAUCAAUUCGACCAGAAGUAAUAAAUUGAUAGAAGAAAAUUAAAAAUUAUAAAAGUAAUUAAAAUAAGAAAAAAAUUUAAACGAAAUUAACGUCAAGAAAAUAGCUGCAUUAGAAAAGAGAAUUGAAUUUAUAGUAUCAAAUGAUAUCAAUAUUUUCGAAAUGAGAUCAAAUUUAACUAUUUUAAUGAAAGAAAAUGAAUAAUUGAAAAGAGAAUUGGAAAGAAAAAAUUAGGAAGUUGAGAGGAUUUAAGGAAAAUUAAAUUAAUAUCAAUUAGUAGUAAGUAGGUUACAAAAAACAAUUGAUAAUUUGAGAAAAAAGAAUGAAGAUGACGAAAUUAGAGGAUUUAUUAAGAAAGAUGAUGUUGAAUUGUUAAUGAAUUACAAAAUACCACAAAACUUGGAUUUUAGAAUAGUGUGUUAGAAAUUAGAUCAUCAAAACUUAUUAAAUGAUCUCUGUGAGAAAGGUGUUGUAAAUACGCUUUAACAAAUAUCUUAAUAAUCUCAGGAAGUCUAAAAACAGCAAAUCACUUAUUAUUGUAAUCAAUUACUGUCCUUUAAGGAUUUUUCUGAGAGAUUAAAUUAAUUGUUAUUACAAAUGGAGGAGUUCAACAAUUCCUAGACAAUAGAAGAUCUGAUUUUUUAUGUAAAUAGACAAUUACCUUAAGUAUUUAAAUGUGAGACAGCUAAAUUAUGGUUGUUAGAUUCUAAAAAUGGGUUGUUGUAUUCUUAUUUGGAAACUAGAUAAUAAAUAAAGGCAUUGCAGGAUAAAGGAUUAGUAGCAGAUACUUUCAAAAUGUAUUAGGCCUAAAACAUAGGUUAGAAACCUAAAAAGGCAAUAAUAUAUAGAAUAAAGGAGAGCGAAUAACCUGAAUACGGAAAAAAUGCAUUGAUAUUGCCAAUAUUUUGUAUAGGGUAGAAUAUCGUAAGAGGUAGUUUGAUAAUUUUGAAUUCGGAAUAGGAAUAGUUUUCUUUUGAUGAAGAAUACUUUGGAAUAAUUAUAAGCAGAUUUUUAGGAAUAAUAAUUCAAAGGUUAGUUGAUAAGGAAAGUUGGUAAAUAGCUUAAAAGUAUAGAAGUCUUAUGAUUAAUCAGUUAACAGAUAUUUUACGAUCUAAAACUAAAUAGAUAGCAAGUGACAGAAUCAAAUUAAGUUUUAAGAGGAUAUUUGGAUUUUAGAUGAUAAAAUUUUAUUUUGUGAUGAAUGAACAAUUGAUAAGUUUUGAGAAUCAAAAGGAGGAGAUCUUUUCAUUAGAUUAUGGAUUGGCAGGAAUGGCAGUGAGGAAUAAGUAGAGAUACAUAGUAAAUGAUAUCAAGAGGUCAAUAAAUUUUAAUCCAAAGGUUGAUUUGACAUCUAUUUUACCAAUUUUUAUUUAACCUUUAUUAAAUAAAUAGGAUGAAGUGAUAGGAGUAGUAGAGGUAUGAUAUUUUAAUGAAAUUUAGACUUGCUUAAAGAACAAGUUGUCGAUUGAUAUGGAGAGGGAACACUUAUUAGAGGUCAGUUAAAAUCUCUUUGGAAUAGAAGAACCAUUGACAAGUUAAUUGCAGAGUUAUGCGGAGUUAUUGGCAGGAACUUUAUCUAAUAUAGAAUUUUGA
Molecule: messenger RNA, 2128 nt
Organism: Paramecium octaurelia
Lineage: Eukaryota; Ciliophora; Oligohymenophorea; Peniculida; Parameciidae
Source: the annotation of a GenBank genome assembly